CAUGCGCAGUGGUGCAUCGCAACUGUUGGCGCCAGCGGCAAGGGGACAGGUUCGAUUCCCGGUGAACAGAGGAGACAAAAGCAGCCAUGACAAGACAAAGUGGUCGCCUGCAGAAAAGAUCUGAAAAUGCUCCAGGGCAGAAAAGCAUAGUUUCAAAACAAAUCAACAGGAAAAAGGUCCAGCCCUUGUUGAAGCUGCAGUGUGAGAAGAACCAGCUGAUUCUUAAAGGCGUCACCAGGCCCCAUGUUGUUGUUGAGACUCUGAAGGGAACCCAGAUCGUCUCCUUGGCUCGGCCGUCCCCUCUGCCUCCUCUAGGAUGGGGCUCCUCUGAGGAUGUGUGGGUGAAGAUGGUUGGAAAGGAGCAGAUCUACAGACACAGUGAGGGCUUCACGCAGAAACACCCCACGCUAAAACCCAGAAUGAGAUCAAUCCUCCUCGACUGGUUGAUCGAGGUGAGUGGGGCGUACACGCUUCACCGGCAGACGUUCUACCUGGCUCAGGACUACUUCGACCGCUUCAUGUUGACCCAGAACAACGUGCAAAAGAACAUGCUGCAGCUCAUUGGGAUCACCUGUCUAUUCAUAGCAUCAAAGAUGGAGGAAGCUUGUCCUCCAAAACUCUCACAGAUGGUUCAUAUCACUGCAUGGACCUACCAUGAUGAAGAGAUUCUUCAAAUGGAGUUAAUUGUUUUGAAGGCGUUGCGUUGGAACCUCUGCCCGGAAACAGCCGUGUCAUGGCUGACGCUUUAUUUCCAGCUGGCUUCGAUGAACGCCAACUCCGACCUGCUGGAGCCGCAGUUUCCCCGAGAGCUCUACGUCCAGAUGACUCGGCUGUUGGAUCUCUGCAUCCUCAGUAUGAACUCUCUGGACUUCCAGUACCGAGUGUUGGCUGCUUCAGUCCUGUGUCAUUUCCUUCAGCAGGAAACAGUUGAAAAGGUCUCAGGUCUGUCGAGAGACGUCCUCCAGCCCUGCCUGAACUGGAUGGCUCCCUUCGUGGGUCGGUUGGGCCGAGCGACACCGGAGGAUUUUGCCAGCAUUAAAGAAGAGAGACACAACAUCCAGACACACACAGACUACUUGACCAUGCUGGAUGACGCCAGUAAUAAAGAAGUGAUCGGGGAGUUCCUCACUCCUCCGAGCAGCACAGAGAAGCAGUGAGCUGCUGCAGGAGGAGGAGACGCUGAAGUGAACAGAGGAGAAACAAACACUGAGUCCUGUUCUCUGGAGACGCCUCCCAUCACAACCAGUGCAGGAAAAAAAGACUGUUUACAGGAAUCAGACCUGAUGUGAUUUUUAAUUCUCGUGUGGCGCUAAAGUUUGUUGCUGAACGUUUCCUGAACAGUUUUAAACAGAAUCGUAUCGAAGCGAUGUUUGAUUCAGAAAAAAGUUUUUGCUGUAAGUUGUCAUUUCUAAGUGACAUUUUAAACUGUGUGCAAUGUCAAAUUUUUGUAGCAUAUUAAAUAUGUUCAUCACCAAAACUUCAGGUUGAAUUCUGUUAGAAACAGUAGUCUGUGAAAGUCUCAAAGGAAAAACUGACUCAGGGCAUUUAAUCGUCAUGAACUGUUUUUUUCAAAAGAUUACAAAUGUACAAAUGAGCUGUAUUUAUUUAGAAGUUUAUUUUCUACCACAAAAUAAAAAAAAUGCACCCCCC
Messenger RNA from Platichthys flesus (European flounder), 1650 nucleotides. Its product is annotated as G1/S-specific cyclin-E2-like. Gene Ontology annotation, biological process: G1/S transition of mitotic cell cycle; regulation of cyclin-dependent protein serine/threonine kinase activity. Gene Ontology annotation, cellular component: cyclin E2-CDK2 complex; centrosome; cyclin E1-CDK2 complex. The record is from RefSeq and is a predicted model, not a curated record. The transcript has 12 exons. Gene Ontology annotation, molecular function: cyclin-dependent protein serine/threonine kinase regulator activity. NCBI's taxonomy places the organism in Eukaryota, Metazoa, Chordata, Actinopteri, Pleuronectiformes, Pleuronectidae. The coding region runs from base 87 to 1157 and encodes 356 amino acids.